CUCCCUCUAUUGUAGUUGGUGGCGGUAAUGCACCGAAACGUUGCUUGUCAACCGUCAUUAAAGAAGAAGAAGAAGAAGACCACAGCGUUCCCUGUCUGCGGCACAGAGACCUUUAAACUAAUUCUGUUCCCUUUAGUGUGGAAACAUGUCAGACAUAUUGGGGAAAAUUAGAAACUGCAUAGCCGAGAAAAAGAGAACGGCUCUUAGUCAAAGCGACUUGGAGAAGUUUGGUUUACAAGGGAUACAGCUGAGAGCCUACCAGCUGGAUGGGGUGCAGUGGCUGACUCAGUGCCUGAACGACCAGCAGGGAUGCAUCUUAGGAGAUGAGAUGGGUUUGGGUAAAACCUGCCAGACGAUCUCUCUGAUGGUUUACAUGUCAGGAGCUCUGGGGAAGAAAGGUCCUUUUUUGGUGCUAAGCCCACUCUCUGUCAUGGAGAACUGGAGGAAGGAGCUGGAAAGCUUUGCCCCAUCUCUGACUGUGCUGUGCUACAAAGGAGACAAAGAGAGACGAGCUGAGAUUCAGAGGGAAAGAACUACGAAUGACUUCCAUGUUCUGCUCACCACAUAUGAGCUCUGUCUUAAAGAUGAGUCAUUCUUGAAAAGGUGGAGGUGGAAGGUGCUUGUUGUAGACGAAGCUCACCGACUGAAGAACCAAAAGUCUCUAUUACACCAAACCUUGACACAGUUUUCAGUUGCCUUCAGACUCCUGCUCACAGGGACUCCCAUUCAGAACAAUCUACAGGAGCUCUUCUCUCUGCUGAGCUUCAUUCAGCCCAGCAUCUUUACACCAGAGGAGUCUGACAACUUUGUCAACUCUUACUCCACUGUGCAAAGUCAACCUGCUCUGGCUUCAGAGCUUCAAAGCAUCUUGGAGCCUUUUCUGCUCCGUAGAGUUAAGUCGGAGGUGGCUUUGGAUCUGCCCAAGAAGACAGAGCUGGUGGUGUACCACGGCAUGUCAGCUCUGCAGAAGAAAUACUACAAAGCUAUUCUAACGAGGGAUUAUGAGGCUUUUGUAAAUGAGCAAGGCAGCAAGAACAGGCUGCUGAACAUCUUGAUGAAUUUGAGAAAGUGUGUCAACCACCCAUACUUGUUUGACGGGGUGGAACCUGAGCCGUUUCAGAUUGGGGAACAUCUCGUAGAAGCCAGUGGAAAACUGUGCCUCCUAGACAACAUCCUGGCCUUUCUGCAUAAAGGGGGCCAUCGUGUCCUGUUGUUCUCUCAGAUGAAGAGGAUACUGGAUAUUCUUCAGGACUACAUGGAAUACAGAGGUUAUAGCUAUGAACGUCUGGAUGGGUCCGUUCGAGGGGAAGAACGAAACCUGGCCGUGAAGAACUUCAGCAGCAAAGAUAUCUUUGUGUUUUUACUCAGCACUAAAGCAGGUGGAGUUGGCCUAAACCUCACAGCUGCUGACACAGCUAUUUUUGUGGAUACUGACUUCAACCCCCAGAACGACCUGCAGGCUGCAGCGCGCUGCCAUCGGAUUGGCCAAAACAGGCCUGUGAAAGUGAUCCGCCUCCUUGCGAGAGACACUGUGGAGGAGAUCAUGUACUCUCGAGCUGUGUCCAAGCUGCAGCUUACCAACACUGUUAUUGAAGAAGGACGCUUCUCUCUGCUGGAUCAGGCCCAGUCAGCAACGGCGUGUCUGCAGCUGAGUGACAUCUUGAAGUUUGGAAUAGAUAAGCUUUUAUCAUCGGACGAGAGCUCAAUAGAAGAGGUAAAACUGGAGAAGAUCCUUGGCCCAUCACGUGAUGGUCAGUGGGUGGAUGAUGAUGAAUUAUCACCAUCAAAACAAGAGGAAGACGAAGUGGAAAACGAGUCUGAUUCUGAUGCACAAAACCAUAUGUACUUCUUCGAGGGGAUAGACUAUAGUAAAGACCCGAGCUCAGAGGACCAGAAGAGCUUUGAUCGGAUGUUGGAAGAGCAGAUGGCUGAGUUUCAGAAAGCAGCGGGAGAGGGACGAGCUCUGCGACGCAAAGCUGGAUUUUCACUUUCAGUCGCAUUUGCGCUUCCAGCGAAAAAGAGGAAACCUCUCACCGAGGCAGAGCUGGAGCUCAGGCAGCAGCGGAGGCAGGAGGCUGCAGCAAAGCGAGCCAAAAUGAUUGAGGACAAAAAGAAGCAGGAGCAAGAGGAAAGACAAAGGAAAAAAAUGGCCUGGUGGGAGUCCUGUGGCUACAGGUCACUUUGCCUGCAGCCUCUGGACAGCGAAGAAGAGGGGGAAGAUGAAGAGGAUGAUAGCAGUGUAUGCUCCACACACUCAAACUCUACAGAUAUCCACUAUGUUCUGGGGGAUGUUACUCACCCCCACACUGCUAGAGGAGAUGCUAUCAUUGUCCACUGUGUCGAUGACUCAGGCCGGUGGGGCAGAGGAGGCCUUUUUACAGCACUGGAGAUGAGAUCAGAUGAACCACGAAAGCAGUACGAGUUGGCAGGGAAGAUGAAAGAUUUGGAGCUUGGAAAUGUGUUCCUCUUCCCCAUCGACGACAAGCAGUCAAGACUGGACGGCCAAGAUCAGUUGGCCCUGAUAGUGGCGCAGCAAAGAGACAAAGCCAACAACCUGUCUGGGAUCCUCCUCAGUACUUUGGAGGAAGGACUGAAGAAGAUUUAUUCUGCAGCCAAGAAAAACAGUGCCAGCGUUCAUCUUCCUCGCAUUGGUCACUCCACCAAGGGCUUCAACUGGUAUGGCACAGAGAGACUCAUCAGAAAACACUUAGCUUCCAGGGGCAUCCCCACAUUCAUAUAUUACCACAGCAAAGCCAUCAAGAAAACUGCUUCACCUCAGACACCUGCAACAUCAACUGCUGCUCCUCAAGCAACUUUGCUGAGCUCAGACCGGCCCACUGGUGAGACAGAAACGGAGGGUCCAGGUCCCUCUAUUCGACAACAAAGCUUUAGCCCUGUAGAGCUCCCUAGCUUCAUGAAGGGAGUCAGGGUAUUUUUCUACAACAUUCCUGCAUCAGAAAGGAGGAGGCUGGGCCGUUACCUUCUUACGUAUGAUGGAGAUGAGGAAGACGUCAUGAGUGAAGAGAUCACUCACAUUGUUGCAGAGGUGGAGAACCACAUCCAAAUACAGGAGCUACAGGAUCUGGUUCGUCAGUACCAGCAGGCUGUUCCUGUGAAGAAGACCUGGCUGGAGUCCUGCUUCUCCAAACAACAUAAAGUCAACGCUGUACACUUCCAACAUCAGCUCUGAGAACACAUGUUUGUUGUUAGAUUGUUAAACUGUUAUUUGACAAGCUUGGAGGUAUGCUGGUUGAUGUACACUAGAUGACAACAGAUUGAAAAUCGGUAUGAUUUUUUAAAAUCUGAAUAUGAAGCAAAUAAAUUAACUUUAUCUUUA
Messenger RNA from Girardinichthys multiradiatus, 3337 nucleotides. It is a transcript of the gene chd1l, whose product is annotated as chromodomain helicase DNA binding protein 1-like. The transcript has 25 exons. The record is from RefSeq and is a predicted model, not a curated record. Gene Ontology annotation, cellular component: nucleus. Gene Ontology annotation, molecular function: ATP binding; DNA helicase activity; ATP-dependent chromatin remodeler activity. The coding region runs from base 146 to 3190 and encodes 1014 amino acids. Gene Ontology annotation, biological process: chromatin remodeling; DNA repair. NCBI's taxonomy places the organism in Eukaryota, Metazoa, Chordata, Actinopteri, Cyprinodontiformes, Goodeidae.